Molecule: messenger RNA, 1966 nt
Organism: Centrocercus urophasianus (Greater sage-grouse)
Lineage: Eukaryota; Metazoa; Chordata; Aves; Galliformes; Phasianidae
Gene: BLOC1S6
Product: biogenesis of lysosomal organelles complex 1 subunit 6
Exons: 5
Coding region: 45-536 (163 amino acids)
Biological process (GO): intracellular transport
Cellular component (GO): extrinsic component of membrane; transport vesicle; BLOC-1 complex
Source: RefSeq, a predicted model, not a curated record
UCGGCGCGGACGGCCGGGACCCUGCGCUUGAGGGAGCGCCGGCAAUGAGCGGCGCGGAGGAGGAGGAGAAAGCGGCCAGGAGCCGGCGGGCGUCGGGUGCCGGUGAUGCCUCCCCAGAUGAAGGGGUCGAAGCAGAUCUGCCCGUUAUAGAUGAGAGAGCAGUGGAGCAGCUGACUGAAGGGCUGAUUUCUCACUAUUUGCCUGAUCUUCAGAGAUCCAAAUCAGCUCUGCAGGAACUUACACAGAACCAAGUGGUAUUACUAGAAACAUUAGAACAAGAAAUUACAAAAUUCAAGGAGUGUAACUUCAUAAUUGACAUCAAUGCCUUGUUUACAGAAGCUAAACACUAUCACAGCAAGUUAGUGAAUAUCAGAAAUGACAUGAUGAUGCUCCAUGAGAAGACAUCUAAGUUAAAAAAAAGAGCACUUAAACUACAACAAAAGAAGCAGAAAGAAGAACUGGAAAGAGAACAGCAACGUGAGAAGGAGCUAGAGAGAGAGAAGCAGCUAACAGCAAAACCUGCAAGGAGGACGUGAAAGCAGAGCAUGCAACAACUUGUCCAAAUUAAUCAUUUCUGCAUUCUCUGGAAUUAAGGCAAACUUUGAUUAAACCAGGCUAUAGUUAUUACUAACAACAGUCUACUCUGGUGUUAUAAAUUCCAGAAUGUUAAUAAUCAGAUUCAAAUUUUUCACUUCAGUCAUUCAGGUUGCCUUCUUUUGUAAAGCUAUGCAGUUUGAUACUAUUACAGUAUAAGUUAAUUUUGUAUAUAUAAAUAUAUAUAUGUAUAUUGGAGAACCUAGGCAUCGUGGGUAUUUAAAUAUCUAUAACUGAAAUAUCUGGUGCUUAGAAUUCUGAGAGCUGUUUGGUGAUUGGCAUAUUUACGUUCCAGACAAAAUACGGAGUCGUAGCUGUUAAAGUUCAAUGCUGGUACCUGGACUGCAGAGCCCAUCUGUUAUUCCCAAUCUGCAUUGAUUCUGGCAGUUGUAAUUUCUUUUCAAUGCCAUGAAUCAGAAAUAGACUUUUUUUUUUACAACCUUGAUUUAGUUGCUUACUGGUUUUUCCUUUUGUGUGAGUAAUUGAGCUCAACAAUUUCGUUUUUAUGUGGAAUUCAGUUAUUUGUAGGAAAAGUUAGUGCAUUUUUUUUUCAUUUAUUCAUGUGCAUUUAUGGGCUAUGUGAGCUAGUGUUGUAUGUUGUCCUUACUUAAAAUGAUCAUUAUUAAUGAAUGUAAUGAUAAAUAUUGUAUGGCUGUUGAUAUCAUUUCUCUGAAUUGAAUUAUUUGCAGCACUUCGUGUGAACUCCUUGGACUCAGGGCCUGGACUCUACUGUGCUGCAUUUUUUCUGAAGUCCUAAUUUCUAUUUGUAAGAUUUUUUUUUUUUUUCUUUGAAAGACCUACUGUUAUGAGUAGUCAGCAAAACAUUGCAGUUCACUUUGUGUGUUUGGAGCAAGGAGAACAAACUAUUGAAGUAGUCUGAAAUGCCUUUUCUGAAGUAGUAAUAGGAUAAAACUGAAGUUGGCUUUUGUUUUGUCUUAAUUGCCAGUGGAUUGCCAGUGCUGUGGUUUAUGUGUAUUUCUGAAAGAAAUGUUAAAGAAUUUCUGCAGUCCAUUUUUGGAGCAAAAUGUACAUAACUGAAUAUUGUUAAGUUUUUUUUUUUAUUUUAUAAUGUAACUUCAGAAUUAGUUUUUAGAAAUUUAGACAAUUCUUAUUAAAAUGAAAUGCCUCAUCCUUAAUCAUCAAGAUUAAUUUCCUUUGAUUUUUCUCAUUUGAUGUUACCUCAGCUGGUAUCCAAUUCAGUGUUUCAUGUUGUGUGUUGGUUGGUAGGUUCUCUGUCUGCUUGUUUUGGGGGGAAAGCUUGUGAACUGUUUUGCUCUUUCCACCCCCUCUUGUUGCCCCCCCCCCAAAUACCAUGGUCACUUCUACUGAAAAUGCAGAAUUCUAACCAUAAAAAUCAAUGCUUUUUGCUAGA